Closterium sp. NIES-65 is the source of this 684-nucleotide messenger RNA. Lineage: Eukaryota; Viridiplantae; Streptophyta; Zygnematophyceae; Desmidiales; Closteriaceae. The record is from the annotation of a GenBank genome assembly.
AUGCUGCUGAGCUUGGGGCCGCGCUGCUGUGGAGACCGAGGCAGCUGCUGUGGCUGGAGAGAUGGAGACGGCACGGGUGGCAAAACCAACGGCUGGGGACCGACGGGGGGCGCUGAGGCUGAGACAGGGGCGGCAGGGGUGGCGACAUCAGCAACUGCGGCAGCGGGGUUUGAGGUGGAGACGGAGGGGGCUGCCGGAAAUGCUGCUGCUUUUGGCGGCGACUCAGCUUCACACGCUGCCUCGUUCCAGGCAGCGGUGCCGCGGUUUGUGGGGCGGGGACCGGCAGUUGUGCGGGAACAGGCACCAGCAGCUGCUGAGACGGCUGCUGCGGCGUUAAGGGACGCGAGCCCAGGGGAGGGAGGCGUGGCGGCUAGCGUUGAGUCCGCCGAAACGCCUGAUGCUGCCGUGGGUGCAGACACGCAGGGGCACGACCGGAGGGCGGGUGGUACAAUGGGUCACGGGACCGGAGCCGCUGCGCACGCCGCUCGUGGGAGGGGAGAGGAGGAGGCCUCAGAGGAAAUCUUCCUGGAUGACGAGUCCACACCCAGGAGGAACAACCCAGAACCCCAAGCAAGGGAGGCAGCGACGGGCCUUCCAAGAAAUAGGGUGGAACAAGGAGAUACUGCCACGAAGGAGACGGACGUGCCUUCACCGGCAGACCUGGCAGGCGACGAUGCCAUCUAG